UGUCUGUCUGUCUGUCUGUCUGUCUGUAUGCAACUCAUUCAUUCACAACCUAUCCCCCUGACACUGCUGAAGGGGUUGAGGUGGGGGUAAAGUGAGGACGGGGUUAAAUCUCUUUGGAACGUGCGCAGAAGUCCGCGCUCUCGUGCCGGAGGUCUCGCCUGUACAAGUGUCGGUACAGAGGCUGACUCCAGCCAAGCAGUGCGCGCACUCUGGAAAGCUUCUACUCCAGUGUUCAACAAGGGGACAAAAACAUUUUUUUUUUCUUUUCUUUUUUUUACAUCUCGCGUACCGGGAUGCAGUCAGGCUGUCUUGGCUCCUGCGCUCUGGAUGAUAAUGGGAUAAUUUUCUUUCGAAGCCAUCAGAUGUUUCCAGUGGUGGAUUUCACUGUUUUGGAAUGUGUUUGAUGCGUAUUAACCUGUUUUUCGACAUUUCCUCCUCUGGGGUUGGCUACAUGAUUUAUUUUUUUCCUGCCACUGGAAUAUGUGGACAUUUUACCGUUUGAUUCCACGGCCUGUUUAGUGAUCAAAAGGUUUGAAUGAUGAAAAUCUUUUGAGAUGAAAAACAGCACUUUUGGGGAUAAUUUUCUGCUUGUGCGCGGCUCGUGCCUAAUCUCGCGCCUCAGCAGCCUGUUGUCUGUGUCCGUGGAGAAACGCACAACUUUGCCGCGUGCUGGAGCCGGAGCUGGAGCUGGAGCUGGAGCGGGGGCUGCAGCUGGUCUGAGCGGCGCACCAGGGCCACACGCAGGGGGCCAGGAGGGGGACCAACGGAGCGGCCCCGGUGUUCGGCCGUUCUGUGGUUGGACGGGGCAUCCGGUGCAGCUGUGGAGCGCGGAUGAUGAAGACGGUGGUGAUGAGGAUGAUGAAUGGCCCGGCAGCUCGAGCAGGCACCGGAGUCUCGCAAGCAUUAUGUUUACUUCUGUGCGCUCUCGUCUUUCUCCCGCCGUGCGCACACUCGCACCCGCAGCCGUGCCAGGUGCUGAAACGGAUCGGCCACACGGUUCGGAUCGGGGCACUGCAUGUCCACCCUCGUAUGCUCUCUGCCACCGCCGGCAGCGGUUCUGAGGACUGGGACGGCGAUCGAGAUUUGACUGGGAGCCGGGAGCGGCGGGUGGAGUUGGUUAAAACAAGUGCCAGUGCGCCUGGAUAUGGAAGCCUCAGGACUAGAGGCACAGUUCAUAGCCAGCGGGGGUCCAGUAGGAGUAAGAACCAGGCACGGCAGCGGGAGGAGAACACCUCGAGGGAGAACCGCGUGUUCGCACCCCGAGACUCGGUCCUGCUCGCGGUCGAGGCUCUGAACCGAGCCGGAUUGUUGCCAUACAAUUUAUCUCUGGAGCUUGUCAUGGCCGUUGGGUCUGGACUCGGUGAGCUGCCCGCAUUCUCCUCCUCUUCUGUGGGCAGCCCCGAGAACGAAGACCCACUGUCCUUCGUGGAGAGCGUGUGUCACACCGUGGUCGUGCAGGGGGUUUCCGCCAUGAUCGCCUUUCCACAGAACCGGGACGAGUUCGUCAAGUUGGAGUUCGUCUCUCUUGCGCUUCAGGUGCCAGUAGUAAGCGUUGUGCAGAAGGAGUUUACGCGCCAAAGUGAGAAUCCUCUCCAUUUUCAAAUGGCGAUGCGGACUGUGGAGGCAUCGCCAUCCCGUCUCCUCUAUUCCCUGCUGAUGAUGAAUGGCUGGUGGGACAUCAGCGUUCUGCUCUGUCAGGAAUGGGACAUUAGCGACUUCCUCAUCCUCAUCAAGAACAACACCCGCUUCCACCUGGGCACUCUUGUCAAUCUGACAACUACUGCCUCAACAAUACCACAGUCUUCAUCUUCAUUAUCAUACUCAGGACUGGCAUCAGGUUUGGCAACAGGAACGGAGGCGUCAUCGUCAUUGGCUUCUUUACCUUAUUUCUCGCCAGCUGCCUCAUCCUCUGCUUCUUCGUCCACUUCCUCCUCUAAAUCAGAUCAGCAGCAAGCUCUCAUGCGGCAGCUGGAAGCCCUGAGAGAACCUUCAUCCACAACGGGAGUGGUGACGUUUGGGUGCGACAUCCGUGAAGUGCGCCGUCUGUGGACAAUUGCUACCCGGAUGAUGCUUCCAGAGUUUCACUGGGUUCUGGGGGACAGCCAGAAUGUGGCCGAGCUCAGAACAGAAGGGUUGCCCCUGGGGUUACUUGCACACGGGGUCAUGGGGUCCCCUUCUCUGGAUCACCACGUCCAUGACUCAGUGGAGUUGGUCGCACGGGCGGUGGGCAGUGCAGCCCAAGAGAACCCUGCCCUGGCACUCAUACCUGGAACUACUAACUGUAUGGAUGUACAACAGAGUAAUGGCAGCUCGGGGGAAUACUUGGCAAGAUUUCUAUCCAACACAUCAUUUGAGGGCCAGGGCGGUUUUAUAUCUAGACACAGUCACAGCCAGAAUGUCAUCUCAGAGGCUCAUCACUACAUCUGGUCCCUUCAGCUGGACCCCCUAGGCCAGCCAACCUGGACCCGUCUGGGAAGAUGGCGCAGGGGUAAGGUUCUGAUGGACCAGGGGGCCUGGCCAAGCCAUCAAGGUUCUGGGGGGGGAGGUGACUGGCGCCGAUCCACACGGCUGCACAUGCGGGUGGUGACACUGGUGGAGCACCCAUUUGUAUUUACCCGUGAGGUGGAUGGGGAUGGGUUGUGUCCCGCAGGUCAGUUGUGCCUCGACCCGCUCACCAACGAAUCUUCGGUUUUGGAAAAACUUUUCCAGAAUCUUGCAGGACCCAACGGAUCUGUUCCCACAGACCACAAGAAGUGUUGUUAUGGUUACUGCAUUGACCUGCUGGAGAAGCUGGCAGAGGACAUGGGCUUCACUUUCGACCUCUAUAUUGUAGGCGAUGGGAAGUAUGGGGGCUUCAAGAAUGGUCGCUGGACAGGAUUGGUGGGUGAUCUGCUCAGCGGCGCUGCCCACCUGGCAGUAACUUCUUUUAGCAUUAAUUCAGCCAGAAGCCAAGUCAUUGACUUCACCUCACCAUUCUUCUCCACCAGCUUGGGAAUCCUGGUUCGCACUCGUGACACAGCUGCACCCAUUGGUGCCUUCAUGUGGCCUCUCCACUGGUCCAUGUGGCUCGGCAUCUUUGUCUCCCUUCAUGUCACCGCCAUCUUCCUCACUCUGUAUGAGUGGCACAGCCCGUUUGGUAUGACACCACGUGGACGCAACCGCGACCGGGUGUUCUCCUUCUCCUCAGCACUCAACGUGUGCUACGCUAUUCUCUUUGGGAGAACAGUGGCUAUCAAGCCGCCGAAGUGCUGGACAGGCCGCCUGCUGAUGAACCUCUGGGCCAUAUUCUGUCUGUUCUGUCUGUCCACCUACACUGCUAAUCUAGCUGCUGUCAUGGUGGGGGAGAAGACCUAUGAACAACUGUCAGGGAUACAUGAUCCAAAGUUGCACCAUCCCUCUCAGGGAUUCCGAUUUGCCACAGUGAGAGAAAGCAGUGCAGAGGACUACGUCAAGAAGAGUUUCCCUGAGAUGCACGAGUACAUGAGAAGAUACAACGUCCCAGCAACACCAGAUGGCAUACAUCAGCUGAAGGCUGACCCUCAGAGGUUGGAUGCUUUCAUCAUGGACAAAGCUCUGCUGGACUAUGAGGUCUCCAUAGAUGCAGACUGUAAAACGCUAACAGUCGGAAAACCAUUUGCUAUAGAAGGCUAUGGCAUUGGUCUUCCUCAGAAUUCUCCACUCACCUCCAACUUCUCAGAGCUUGUUAGUCAGUACAAGUCCGAUGGCUUCAUGGACAUGCUGCAUGACAAAUGGUACAAGGUUGUGCCCUGUGGGAAACGCAGCUUCGCCGUGACUGAGACGCUGCAGAUGGGUAUAAAGCAUUUCUCUGGUCUGUUUGUGAUGCUCUGCGUGGGUGUGGCCUUAUCUCUACUGACCACAAUAGCAGAACACAUUGUGUACAAGCUGGUGAUCCCGAGGGUCAAGGAGCCACGCUUCAAAUACUGGCUGCACACAAGCCAGAGAUUACACCGGGCCCUCAACUCAGUCUUCACUGAUGACAAACUGCCGACUGUUACCAAGCCUGAGAAGAGGUGCAAUGAGGGAAACAACCAGUCAGCAACUUGGAAUCCUGCAGAGUCCUCCCACAGUAACAGACGUAGAGUCCUUCCACAAGAGAUGCAGAAUGACCUGGAACACCCAUCCUCCCAAGAUCUUCCUCCACCUCCACCGCCAUCUCCUCUGCCUCAUCCACAUUCUCUUCCCCUACUGGAGAAACACCUGCCCAUAGUGACCAACUCCAAUGGCCGUUCUGACCUGUUAGGGCGGGUGUUGGGCCAAGGACUGGGAUCAGGGCUGGGUGGCUCCAGGCAGGGCAUGACAUCGGGACAAUGCCGGGGUUUGGGUGUGGGCGACUGUGGACCCGGCUUGGGUGUGGGAAGGAGCCCGCUGGUUCAGGAGCUGUCAGAACUGGAAGGCCAAAUUCUCGUAAUCAAGCAGCAGCUGCAGUCAGCCAUGAGGAGGAAGAGAGAGCUUGAACAGUACCAAUCAGAAAACCAGCAAGCAAACCAGACUGCACCCAGUCAGCCCACUACACGCCAGUCUAACCAGUUUGCUCAGUAUACCCAGACCCACCAGCAGACUAACCAACACACAAACACGCUCCCAGAGUUCUGAAGCUUUUCUCCUUUGCUCUGCCCAGAGAAAUCUGGAUAGACAUGGGACUAGUUUCCAAAACCUCCUGUAGUUUCUGGAAAAGUAUCCUUGUCUGAGUUAUAAAGUUGGAACCUUCACAGAUUUCUGGGAGUUGAAUCCUCUGUUAGGCUCCGGAGUUCCUCUGAACGCUGGGCCGAAACGUUCUACAGGGAUUAGAUCCUGCCCUGUAACACCAGUAGAACAUUACCUGUCUUCUGGAAUAUGAGAUUUACUUAAACAAGGGUCAUUGGACAAAGGUGAACGAGGGACCCUGAAUCAAAUCUGUUCUCACUAGCUUGUUGCCGUCACUGAAGAGCUACGCAAACCUUCCUCUUAACUUCCCUUCCCCCAUUUUCUGCACCUCCUUUUCAGCUCUUUCUGAUCCUUUCAUAUUUUUCCUUUUCCAUUGCUACUCAUCUCUACCCCUUCCUCUUGUCCCUCUCAUCCCUUCCCUCUAAGCCUUGUCAAGGGUACAGAUUUGCUUGCCGUGAUGAUAAGCUUCAUCAUAGAUAUGGAGACUCUUUGGUAUUUAAGUGUAAUGGGCUAAUUCACCUGAGUCUUACAUUGAGACUCAUUGAGAGUGUAAAUGACCUGAAGUUGAACCCAACCACUUAAGUCUUUAUGGCCUGGUCUCUUGCUGAAAUCUUGUACAUUUGAGUGGGGGGAAAAAAGAAAGGUAAGAGAGUGGUUACCAUUAAUGACCUAAUGCUUCUGGCCUUUGAUAAUGCAUUUGAUUUGGCUUAGGUCAUCUUUUAGUGGGUUGGUGGGGCAAUUGUUCUGAGUAAAGAACGGGAAAAAGUUACAAUGCUUCAGCAAAACACCUCUAGAUUCAUCAAAAAUAUCUGGCUGGCAUCUGGUGGUGGAUUUUAGGACAAUAUAAGAUAUUUUAAGGAUCACUACAAGAUAUUGUCCUGCACUUCACCAAAUGCACCUCUAGUUUCUUAAAGAAAGCUGCACCUAGUCAUCAUUCAACUUGUCAGAGUUUAACUGAUGGUCUAGACAUUUUUCUUGGCUUUAGGGUUAUAACCAACCCAGGAUCUGAAGAAGAAAUAUAUUAAAUGUCAAUAAAUCCAAGCGUCUUUAGCUUUUUUUAGUCAGGGACUCAAAAGGACCUUUUUACCCAGCCUCUUGACCCAGCCUCGGUGCUCUUAUAAUCUCGUGACACAACAAACACAGGACUACCAUUCCGUUCUUGGUGCAACCCCAUUGUUAAUUAGUAGAUGUAAACAUAUUCAUAGACCACUAGUCAAACUCUGACAUCUUACUUGAAUAUGGUGAUCAUUCACAACUGAACAUGCUGAAACAGUCCCUCUGUGAUGAGACCUGUUUUCUUGCAUUUUUUCUGUUUGCGUUUGGAUGUGUUCUGUUAUUAAAAUCUUACCUCUCUU
Messenger RNA from Larimichthys crocea (large yellow croaker), 6020 nucleotides. RefSeq names its product glutamate receptor, ionotropic, N-methyl-D-aspartate 3A (gene grin3a). The record is from RefSeq and is a predicted model, not a curated record. NCBI's taxonomy places the organism in Eukaryota, Metazoa, Chordata, Actinopteri, Sciaenidae. The coding region runs from base 832 to 4614 and encodes 1260 amino acids. Gene Ontology annotation, biological process: monoatomic ion transport. Gene Ontology annotation, molecular function: signaling receptor activity; ligand-gated monoatomic ion channel activity. The transcript is spliced from 10 exons. Gene Ontology annotation, cellular component: membrane.